AUGAUGUUAAACUCACAGAACUCUUAUGCAAACACAGUGCACACUGAUAGGGUUAAGGCAACAGUUGACUUUCGCUCACUGUUUUUACCUAAGAAACUUACUCAUGUUGAAGAUUCAGAAUAUUCAGACGUCGAAAUUGAAGAUGAUGCUGAUGAAAAUCUCUCACCCGAUCAGCCUGAAAUGCAAGAUGCUGAUAUUAGCAACUCCACAAAACCAUUAAGUGUUGCUCGCUAUGCUGAAAGAAUUUUCGUAACAGAUCAAAAGGAAGAAUCGCAGUUCAUUAUUCCAGAAGGAAGGUUCGAAGAAGUUCAGACUGAAAUUACUCCAAAAAUGAGAGAAAUUUUGGUUAAGUGGUUAAUAAACGUACACCACGAAUUUAAUUUUGCAAGUGAUACAUUGUUCAAUACCAUUGCAUAUUUAGAUCAAGUAUUAUCGAAGAAAAAUAUACAUAAAAAUCGACUUCAACUUGUAGGAGCAGUUUGCUUGUGGAUGGCUGCAAAAGUUGAAGAAAUUAGAAUACCUCCAGUUAAUGAACUCAUUGAAUUAUGUAAUGAACCAUAUACACAGGCUCAAUUUUGCCGCUAUGAAGCAAAAAUUCUCCAACUUUUGAAUUUCAGACUUCAGUACCCAACUACUAAGAGCUUUCUCAGAAGAUACCUAGUGGCAGUUUCAGCAGACAAUCCUCUAAUCGAAGUUGCUGGAUUUAUGUGCGAGGCCUCGUUGCUUGAUCAUAGAAUUCUUCAAUUCCGUCCUUCAGUUGUUGCUUUCGGAAUUAUUGUCUGCUCAAUGACUGCCAUUGGUCGCCCAUGCCCAGUUAAUUUACUCAAGAAAUAUGCUCACUUCGAAAACCUUUCUGAGGUCAAUUCCACAAUUAAUAUUAUCAUCGAAUCAACUAAUAAAGUGUUGUCAAAGAAGAUUGGAGCAUCAUAUCAAAGAUACACAGAUGUUGGAUCAUCUGGGGCAGUUAUAUCUUUGAAUAUUGAUGAUGCCACAAUCAAAAGGAUAUAUGAGUGUUUAUAA
This is a messenger RNA of Trichomonas vaginalis G3, 1020 nucleotides long. RefSeq names its product cell division. Gene Ontology annotation, molecular function: cyclin-dependent protein serine/threonine kinase regulator activity. The coding region runs from base 1 to 1020 and encodes 339 amino acids. The transcript has a single exon. Gene Ontology annotation, cellular component: nucleus; cyclin-dependent protein kinase holoenzyme complex; cytoplasm. The record is from RefSeq and is a predicted model, not a curated record. Lineage: Eukaryota; Parabasalia; Trichomonadida; Trichomonadidae. Gene Ontology annotation, biological process: mitotic cell cycle phase transition; regulation of cyclin-dependent protein serine/threonine kinase activity.